AAUGUUGUUUCGUUCUCUCGUCGCCGCUUUUGGCCUUGGGCUGGCCCUUGAAGUUGUUGCAAGUCCUCUUUUGCGCGACAAGGCCCCAGGCAAGCGUGAUGUUCCCAACACGCACACGCUCCAUGAACGGCACAAGCCUCGCAUAACCCGGCACUGGAAUAAGAGGGAAAGGCUGUCUCCCAAAAUUGUUCUGCCGAUGCGUAUCGGCCUGAAGCAGCGUAACUUGGAUGCAGGGCAUACUAGACUUAUGGAAAUCUCUACCCCAGGUUCCACCCAUUACGGCAAACACAUGACCUCGGAGGAGAUUAUCGACUUCUUUGCUCCUGCGCAGUCCAGUGUGGAUGCUGUCAUUGAUUGGCUUGUGUCUUCCGGCAUUGAAAGACAGCGCAUUAGCCAAUCGGCUAAUAAACAGUGGAUCCAAUUUGAUGCUGCAGCCGAAGAGGCUGAGGACCUCCUCAUCACUGACUUCUACUUCUGGGAAGACAGCACAGGCUCGCAUAGAGAUAUUGCCUGUGAUGAGUACCACGUUCCCACUCAUAUCCAGGAACACAUUGACUAUGCUACUCCAGGCAUUAGAAUGCGAGAAAAUGGGGCCUUGAAGCGAAAGCUAAAGAAGCGCAGAGAAAAGGUCCCUGGACUUAGGGACGGCCCAAUUGCUGAGAAUAACAUUGCUUAUAUAAGUGCUGCAAACGACAUCCCAGGUGUGAAUUCUACCACUUGCAGCGAUUUCAUUACUGCAGAUUGCAUAAGAGUUCAGUACGGCGUUGUCAAUGGUACGACCGCUGCUCCUGGAAACGAGCUUGGAAUCUUUGAAUCUCUGGACGAUCAUUACAGUACAGCUGAUCUCGAUCAGCUCUUGGCGAAUCUUUAUCCCAGAUACCUUGAUAUCCCAGCUGGGACGUAUCCCGAAAAUCGACUUGUUGAUGGUGCCAUUGGGUCUUACGAAGACAUCGUGGCUACUCUCGGUCCUGACUGGACCAGCAUUGGAGCGGAAUCUAGUUUGGACUUCCAGGCUUCCAUCCCGCUUAUAUGGCCCCAGACAACCGUCUUGUUCCAGACAGAUGAUGAAUAUUGGGAGAUUGUCGGAUCUGAAGGUUUCUUCAACACCUUCCUCGACGCUAUUGAUGGCAGUUACUGCACCUACAGCGCAUUUAACGAGACUGGUGACUGCACCGACCCAUCAUGCGCCGAUCCAUUCUAUCCAAACACCAAUUAUCCUGCGCCUAUAGGAUAUCAAGGACAGCUCCAAUGCGGCGUGUACAAGCCUACUAAUGUGAUAUCUAUUUCUUAUAGCGCCAUUGAAGAUCUUCUUCCCAACAACUACCAGUACCGCCAAUGCAACGAGUAUAUGAAGCUUGGCUUGCAGGGAGUUACCGUUGUUAUAUCAUCGGGCGAUGACGGUGUCGCAUCUCACCUGGGUUGUAUCGGUUCGACUGCGGAGCCCACUGUAGGGACUAUAUUCACACCAGCCUUCCCUCAGACGUGCCCUUAUAUCCUCACUGUUGGCGGUACGGAGCUGAGGCGGCCAGACCCUAGUGCGCCUCCAGUUGAGUGGGAGAUACUCGAAGAGGUUGCUACUACUCAAUUCCCCAGUGGUGGUGGUUUCAGCAAUAUCCACGAGGUCGCCGAUUAUCAGAAGGAUGCCAUCCAGGCGUACUAUGAUCAAGUGCAGGCUUCGUUGCCGUUUAGCUCGUAUAACCAGAUCAUUGUUAACGGCAGCUUCGAUAACAUCACAGACGUCAAUCAAGUGUAUAACAGUGGUGGUCGAGGCUAUCCAGACGUGGCUGCUGUAGGAGAGAAUCAGAUCAUAGUCUAUGGAGGAGACUAUUACACAAUUGGCGGGACCUCGCUUUCGGCUCCCCUCUGGGGUUCUAUACUGACUCUCAUCAACGAGAAGCGCAUUGCUGCAGGAAAGAGCACGCUUGGAUUUGUCAAUCCAGCUCUGUAUGCGCAUCCGGAGGCCUUUAACGACAUCACUGUGGGCAGUAACGAGGGCUGUAGCUCUCCUGACGAAACAACCCUGUGGGGUUUCCCUGCUGCUGCGGGAUGGGAUCCAGUAACAGGACUAGGAUCUCCAAACUACACUGCUCUUGAAACGGUUCUAGUUGGUCUUUAGAUCCGGAUCUAUAGAUGGGAAGCUGAUCAGAUGAACCCAUACCUAUUUCUAAUCGAAGUAGGUGUAGUCUCUCAUUGUAUAUAGCGAAACUAUGUUAUAUAAGAGAGAUGUUAUAUAAAAUCUAGGUCUAGGUUUAUGCAGAUACCAAAUCAGGUUCCGG
Trichoderma atroviride IMI 206040 is the source of this 2276-nucleotide messenger RNA. RefSeq lists its product as uncharacterized. The record is from RefSeq and is a predicted model, not a curated record. Gene Ontology annotation, biological process: proteolysis. Gene Ontology annotation, molecular function: tripeptidyl-peptidase activity; serine-type endopeptidase activity. Lineage: Eukaryota; Fungi; Ascomycota; Sordariomycetes; Hypocreales; Hypocreaceae.